CAUUAAGUAAAAUUAUAUAAAUUCUGUUUUAACUUCUUAUUAGCGUUUGACGUAAUUAUUUCAACUUUUACUGUUAAUUUAUUAGAUUUAUUGAGUGUUAGUUGUUGUUUGUUUAGUUUUUACUGAUUACCAUUGUGCGAAAGCAUUAUGUCACAAACGGAUUCGUACACCGACGUUGUGGAGUUGUGUGCCAUACUUGAGUGCUUAGGUUUCACCAUCAAGUCGUUGGACACCAGUGGCGAUGCGAAUACGACCCAGGAUGGGGGUACAAGGACCGUCGUUAUUAAUUGCCCGACUUCAGGACUUCAUGUAAUCCUGGAAAGUGCAUGUAUACCUUGUACAUGCCCCACAGCCAAUGACCAGAAUAAAGAUUUUUGGCAGGUCUCUGGAAUUGCUGGUGGGAAGCCACAGAAUAAGGAAACGGGCAGUAAACUUCUCGGAUCUCUGCCAAAAGCAUACCGCGAGAGAUUGUCCAAAGAACUUCAGGAUAUGGUUCGCUCUAUAAAAGAGCACAAUGAUUCUGAUUUUGACAGACCUUCUGUAAACAGGUCUGCAAGUGUUGUAGAGUUGUGUAAUAAGUCUGCAAGUAUAGUGGACUUGGUGAAGGAAGGAAUUAAUAAAUCUGCUAGUAUGAUCGAACUGGGGUCACCGGAAAAGAGAAUACAGCACUUAAAAGUCGAUACUCCGACCCGAUAUCGUUCUCUGGACACGUUGACGGCAGCAAAGGAGGGUCUUCUCCAGGCUCGACUGUACCAGCAAGUUGCUAACCAUGAAAAGGGAGACGACAAGGAUAGUUUCCUAGCUCAUAGACAGAGUACGUAUACAAUUAGCACACCUGGCAGUGUGAGGAGGCGUAACAAAACAUCGAGUCCCAUCCAUUCAACCGCAUCAAAUCUGCUGGACAGUUUAAUCGCCGCCGAAAAAGCGGCAGAAGAACUACGCAACAAACUCGCUCGUCUUAUUAAAGAAUUUAUGGACGAGGAAAAAAAUGAUUCCUCGAUGUCCUCUUUGGUGUUGGACGUGUCUAAAAUUUCUGUUUUAAAGGGUCUAGAAACAUCUAAAACUCAGUUUGCAUCGAGCCCAAAUCUCUCAAGUUUGGUUGCUCGUGACGAUUUGCCCAAAAGCAAAUUGAAGCGAUUUGAAAGCGUCUCUACAUCCAAUUUGGGUCCAAAAGCAAUUUCAGACAAGACAUCGAAGUUUAAUCGUAUUACUCCGAAUUUGCUCAAAAAUAAAGACUCCAGUCUUAAAGGUCAGAAAGUUUUAGACGGAAAAAGCAAGCUGCAAAGUUUAUUUAAAGCAAAAAUUGCGACUCCAGUUCGCAUACCUAACGUAAAACCAGAAGGGAGUCCAAAUCUUAGUGCCUCCAAGAAAAAGUUUAGUCAUGUGAAGUCCACUAUACCAAGACCAACUUCAAAGAAAGAUUAGAUUUAACCAUUUUUUUAAUUAAAAAACGUGUUCCAAGUAUAUCCGACCAUGUUAUCCUAAUAAACAACACAAUGAGAUAGCAUAUUGUCACUUCUAUUUUG
Molecule: messenger RNA, 1526 nt
Organism: Hyposmocoma kahamanoa
Lineage: Eukaryota; Metazoa; Arthropoda; Insecta; Lepidoptera; Cosmopterigidae
Exons: 9
Coding region: 148-1425 (425 amino acids)
Source: RefSeq, a predicted model, not a curated record